Asparagus officinalis (garden asparagus) is the source of this 915-nucleotide messenger RNA. RefSeq names its product actin-depolymerizing factor 7-like. Gene Ontology annotation, biological process: actin filament depolymerization. The transcript has 3 exons. The record is from RefSeq and is a predicted model, not a curated record. Gene Ontology annotation, molecular function: actin filament binding. Gene Ontology annotation, cellular component: cytoplasm; actin cytoskeleton. Bases 150 to 569 code for a protein of 139 amino acids. Lineage: Eukaryota; Viridiplantae; Streptophyta; Magnoliopsida; Asparagales; Asparagaceae.
AUUUUCCCUUCUUCUUUUUCUCAAAAUUUUUAGCCUCUGAAAUUGAAUUUUUUUACUCCUAAUAAUAAUAACUCCCCUCAAAGCCCUAUAUUUUCUCUCAAAAAUAUCCGCGUACUCCCUCUGUAGCUCUCCAACCUCGCUCUUCGAAAAUGGCCAAUGCGGCGUCUGGGAUGGCUGUGGAUGAUGAUUGCAAGCUGAAAUUCUUGGAGCUGAAGGCGAAGAGGACUCAUCGUUUCAUAGUUUUUAAGAUAGAUGAGAAGCUGAAACAGGUUGUUGUGGAGAAACUUGGUGAACCCACUAUGAGCUACGAGGAUUUCACUGCGAGCCUUCCUGAGAACGAAUGCCGAUAUGCGAUUUAUGACUUUGAUUUUGUCACCGAGGAGAACUGCCAGAAGAGCAAGAUCUUCUUCAUUGCUUGGUCUCCAGACAUUGCGAGGGUGAGAAGUAAGAUGCUCUAUGCAAGCUCCAAGGACAGGUUCAAAAGGGAGUUGGAUGGUAUUCAGGUGGAGCUGCAAGCCACCGAUCCUACGGAGAUGGGCCUUGAUGUUAUCCGAGGUCGUGCCAAUUGAGUAUGUUUCUCAUUGCGGUCUGGUUGCUUUAAUGAUGUUCAUAGUUCCGUGGGUGGCGACUUUACUAGAUACCACAUAGACUUGUGGUUUCAGGUUAUAUUACAUACAAACUUUCCUGUUCUUAACCCUAUGUUGUUGGGCUGUCGUAUGAUUUGUUAUUUUGUGGAAUCUAUGUGAUGAAUCAUGAAUGUAUGUCUACUUGUAGCCUGACAUCUACAAGCUCAUGACAUGUAACAUUUUAUGUUUAGCCUGUAGGGAAGCACUCCCUUUUCUAUAUUUUUGUAGUGAAUGCUUGAUCCUUUCGAUGUUGGCGUGUUUUGAAAUACACAUAUGGUUUAGUGCCUUC